AUGGUUCUGAGGAUGAGCAGAGAGGAAUCCUUAAAAGAGAGGGCAGAAGCCAGGCAUACUCACUUACAAGUUCAUAGUCAAACACCACUUUGCUUCCGGCCUACGCAACCCGACAGCUCGACAGGCGAGAACUCAAAGUCGGACACCAAAGCGAAACGCCUUACUUUCACAGUAUUAGCAAAACAGGUAAUGCUGGCAGCCGGUGCCGAUUUACAUUGCGUACAUAUUCGCUUUUGUAUGCACUGGAUUGGGGCCGAUAAACGGUUGUGGAAAAAUAGAUUUAGUUUCCAAGGCGGCGGAGGGCGCAAAGAAAGAGUGAGCUUUUGUGUACUUGUGCGUGUGUGUGUGAGAGAGAGAUAUAUAGAGAGAGGAAGAGAUGACAAAAUGUCAAAAAGCCGAACCUGUUGGGGGCCUUUGAGAUGCAAAAUCCUCUUCAGCAGACCUUUCAUUCUUUCUCUCGAGGCAAUGUCUGCGAAGGAUGGUCUAUCACAAGAGAAGGCAUGUCAGGCAACGGUUCGUUGCUGGGCCAGUCCACCGAAGCCCCUCGAUGGAGAUCUACCGCAAGGUGUCCCUUUGCUUUAG
This is a messenger RNA of Protopolystoma xenopodis, 582 nucleotides long. NCBI's taxonomy places the organism in Eukaryota, Metazoa, Platyhelminthes, Monogenea, Polystomatidea, Polystomatidae. The record is from the annotation of a GenBank genome assembly.